Molecule: messenger RNA, 2529 nt
Organism: Candida albicans SC5314
Lineage: Eukaryota; Fungi; Ascomycota; Pichiomycetes; Serinales; Debaryomycetaceae
Exons: 1
Coding region: 1-2529 (842 amino acids)
Biological process (GO): negative regulation of cell-cell adhesion
Cellular component (GO): plasma membrane
Source: RefSeq, a predicted model, not a curated record
AUGUCAAAUAUAGAUACCGAUAUUGAUACAGAUACUGAAUCAUUCACUUCUUCCUUCUCCUCCUCCUCCUCAUCUAGCAAAAUUUGUAGUCUUUGUUUAGGUUCAGAUACUGAUAUUCCUCCAUUUGGUACUAUUGAUGAUGCUAAAGAUUUAAUUUCUCCUUGUUCAACUUGUUCAAUAAUUACUCAUAGAAAAUGUUUAUUAGAUUGGUUUAAUUCUGUUCCUGCUGAUAAAUUACAUAUAAUUCGUGCUCAUCGUCAAUCGACAUCAAGAAGACCCAUUUCAAGAAAUAAUAAUAACAACAACAACAACAACAACAACAACAACGGUUCUCUAAAUGAAUCUAAUAUUAAUCAUGAAGAAAAUUUUGAUGAUUUAGGUGUAGGAAUAACACCAACAACAGGGAUGGACCAAAAUACUACUGCUACUACUGCUACUACUGCUACUACUGCUACUACUACUACUCGUAUUGAAAUAAAUUUAUCUACUCAAGCAUUACUGAAUUGGUUAAGUACUAUGACAGCUGCAGGGGCCAAUACUAAUGAAAUAGAAAUUAACAACCACCACCACCACAACAACAACACCAACAAUAGUGAUAAUAAUACUGAUGUUACUAUACCUGGUGGAUUCCCAAUUAGUCGUCGUGCAUCAUCAUCGUCGUUGUCAAAUGUUUCUUCUCCUCCUCAUCAUGGCUCUUCUCCUAAUCAUGAUUUUAAACCAAGUAAUGAAUAUCUUGUUUAUAUAUUAGCACCAUGUCCACAAUGUAAACGAGAUAUAAUAUUUUCCAUGAGUCGAUCACCAAUAUUAGCCUUACAUUCAUCGAUGAAAACCAUAAUUUCUCGAAUGGUUCAAUAUGGUGGAGUAUUUGUUGGGAUUACAUCGGCAUUAACGGGGAUUUUAUCAAUGGGAUACAUUGGAUUAACUACUUGUGGAUUAAAAAUGAUGGAUUGUAUAAUUCCAUCACCAAUAUUAAUACGGAUUUUAACUAAAAAAUCUUCAUUACAUACUCAUUCAAGUUAUCAAACUUUAAGUAAAAUAUUAUUUGGCAACACCAAUAGUGGUGGUGGUGUUGGAGGUGGUGGCGGUGGUGAUGAUGAUGCUUCUUCUUAUGUUGUUGAUAAUUUAGAACAAGGAUUAAUUCAAGGAUUAAUUGAUCCUUUUAAAUUUUCUCGAAUUCCAGUAUUACCAAUUGUAAUGUAUCGAGCUCGUUCUUCAUCAAUUUUAAAUUGUUUCAUUGGGAAAGAACAAGACAAUAAAGUGAAUUCUUUAUUGACAGAAACAAUGUUAUUAAGUUAUAUAUCAUCAAUUGGUGAUCAUAAAUUAUUAAAAUCAUUAAUUAAAAAUAUUUCUCAUCAAAUUUUAAAUGUCAUUAAAACUCCAUCAAAUAUUUUGAAUAUUUUUAAUUGGAAGAAUUUAUUUAAAGAUAUUAAUUGGUAUGAUUCAAGAAAUAUUAUAUCAUUAAUUAUCCCCAUGAGAUGGAUUUAUGAUAUAUUUAUAUAUCGAUUAAUUUUUAAUCGACAAUAUUUUAAUUUAAUCAUGAAAAUUAGACCAAGAUCUAUAGCUAAUAGUUUGACUAGUAAAGAAAUUGACAAUUUGGAAGAUUUAAAUAAUCAAUUAAAUGAUUUGAAAAAAUUACAUCACAAGAUGAAUACAAUUAUAAUGAAGAAAAUUGAUAAAAAAUUCUCAAAAUUCAUCAAAACCAAUUCAAACUCAUAUUUCGGAACCACUACUACCACUAAUAGUUGGUUGGUGAAAUUGAUAUCACCAAUAAUUAAAUAUCUUUAUGGUAAAGUUUUAUAUUUACAGAAAAUAAAUUCAACAAAUGGAUGGUUUAAAUAUUUAAAAUUGAAAAUAUUAAUUCAAUGGAAAUAUACUAUUGCAUGUUUUAAAAAUGAUUAUUCACAAACAUUAUCAUCAAACAAUAACACCAACACUAAUACCAUUACCAACAGUUUUCAAAAUAUAAUUAUAAAAAGUUUGACUACUUUAAUUUGGCCAUUUUUAAGUUCAAAAUUAAAUGAAUUAUUCAUAUAUCCAAUCUUCUUACUAAACAAUCCAAAAUCUUGGCUUGCAAAUAAUAAUAUUAAUCUCAACAUUGGUGUUUUUGGUUUAUCAAUGGAUAAGAAAAUUUUAAUUGGUAAUUUAUUAGGAUUAAUAAUGAUUUCUAUAAUUAAAGAAUUGAUAAAUUUAUAUUUAACAAAAUUAAAAGUUUAUCAAAUGUCAAAAAUUGAAACUUUAAAUUCACAAGAUAGUCAAAUAUUAAAAGAUGUAACUUCAACUAUAUUCCAUCCAGAAAAUAUUUCUAUCAGUACUAACAACAACAACAACAACAAUAAUAAUAAUAAUGCUGAUAAUGAUAUAUUUCCUGAUCUUAAUAAUAUCACUACUACUGGUGAUGAUAACGAUGAUGAAGAUGAAUUGGAUUUGGUGACUGAUGAUAGUGAUGAAUCAUUUACAAUGCAUAGACUUGUUGAAUUGGGAUUAAUUGAUGAAUCAGAUUUUAAUAUUCCUGGUGGUUUCAAUUUUUGA